Emiliania huxleyi CCMP1516 is the source of this 351-nucleotide messenger RNA. RefSeq lists its product as hypothetical. NCBI's taxonomy places the organism in Eukaryota, Haptophyta, Isochrysidales, Noelaerhabdaceae. Bases 1 to 351 code for a protein of 116 amino acids. Gene Ontology annotation, cellular component: endoplasmic reticulum lumen. Gene Ontology annotation, molecular function: oxidoreductase activity. The record is from RefSeq and is a predicted model, not a curated record. The transcript is spliced from 2 exons.
AUGGCCGUGGGCGCACCGAUUUGGCUGGUGCUCUCGUCGGCCGCCGCGUCGACGGACGGUCCCGGCUCCGAGCGCUGCCGAUCUCUCGGCUUCGGCCCCUCGCUGCUUUGCACAUCGUGCACAAAGCUCGGCGAGCAUGUGGGCAAGGACAGCACGUUGGUCGAGGAAUGCGCGGGCUGUUGCACGGACGAGGCGCAGCGGGCGUCGCACUUUGCCAAGGCGGUGCUCGACGGCGCACCGCCCACGCUCUACAUGCAGGACGCCGACGGCCGGACCGUAGACGAGCUUAGUGUGGGCGGCUGGAAGACCGAGUACAUCGAUGAGUACCUUCACGAGAAGCUCAACGCUUAG